Molecule: messenger RNA, 3045 nt
Organism: Peromyscus eremicus (cactus mouse)
Lineage: Eukaryota; Metazoa; Chordata; Mammalia; Rodentia; Cricetidae
Gene: Susd4
Product: sushi domain containing 4
Exons: 9
Coding region: 168-1640 (490 amino acids)
Biological process (GO): negative regulation of complement activation, classical pathway; negative regulation of complement activation, alternative pathway
Source: RefSeq, a predicted model, not a curated record
CGCCGAGGCUUCCGUCUCGCUCUCUCGCUCGCUCGCGCAGCGGCGGCAGCAGAGGUCGCGCACAGAUGCGGGUUAGACUGGCGGGGGGAGGAGGCGGAGGAGGGAAGGAAGCUGCAUGCAUGAGACCCACAGACUCUUGCAAGCUGGAUGCCCUCUGUGGAUGAAAGAUGUAUCAUGGAAUGAACCCGAGCAAUGGAGAUGGAUUUCUAGAGCAGCAGCUGCAGCAACAGCAGCCUCAGUCCCCCCAGAGACUCUUGGCCGUGAUCCUGUGGUUUCAACUGGCGCUGUGCUUUGGCCCAGCACAGCUCACGGGUGGGUUCGAUGACCUCAACGUGUGUGCUGACCCAGGCGUUCCAGAGAAUGGCUUCAGGACCCCAAGUGGAGGAGUUUUCUUCGAAAGUUCUGUAACCCGAUAUCACUGCCAAGAUGGAUUCAAGCUGAAGGGCUCUACAAAGAGACUGUGUGUGAAACAUAUUAAUGGGACCCUAGGCUGGGUCCCAAGUGACAGACCCGUCUGCAUCCAAGAAGACUGCCGCAUCCCCCAAAUUGAAGAUGCUGAGAUUCACAACAAAACGUAUAGACACGGAGAUAAGUUAAUCAUCGCCUGUCAUGAGGGAUUCAAGAUCCGGUACCCUGACCUAUACAACAUGGUUUCAUUAUGUCGUGAUGAUGGGACAUGGAGUAACCUGCCCAUCUGUCAAGGCUGCCUGAGACCUCUAGCCUCUUCCAAUGGCUACGUGAACAUCUCGGAGUUCCAGACCUCCUUCCCCGUGGGAACUGUGAUCGCCUAUCGCUGCUUCCCUGGAUUUAAACUCGAGGGGUCUGAGUAUCUCGAAUGCUUACACAACCUUAUCUGGUCGUCCAGCCCACCCCGGUGCCUUGCUCUGGAAGUUUGUCCGCUACCUCCUAUGGUAAGUCACGGAGAUUUCAUCUGCCACCCGAGGCCUUGUGAGCGCUACAACCACGGGACCGUGGUAGAGUUCUACUGUGAUCCUGGCUACAGCCUCACCAGUGAUUACAAGUACAUCACCUGCCAGUACGGAGAGUGGUUCCCCUCCUACCAAGUCUACUGCAUCAAAUCAGAGCAAACGUGGCCCGGCACCCACGAGACCCUCCUGACCACAUGGAAGAUCGUGGCAUUCACGGCCACCAGCGUGCUGCUGGUGUUACUGCUCGUCAUCUUGGCCAGAAUGUUCCAGACCAAGUUCAAGGCCCACUUCCCGCCCAGGGGCCCUCCCAGGAGUUCCAGCAGUGACCCUGACUUCGUGGUAGUGGACGGAGUGCCCGUCAUGCUGCCAACCUAUGAUGAGGCUGUGAACGGAGGCUCGAGUGCCUUAGGCCCCGGGUACCUGGCCUCCGUGGGCCAGGGCUGUCCUUUACCUGUGGAUGACCAGAGCCCUCCUGCAUACCCCGGCUCCGGGGACACGGACACAGGCCCUGGGGAGUCAGAAACCUGUGACAGCACCUCGGCCUCUUCUGAGCUGCUCCAGAGUCUAUAUUCAGCCCCCAUGUGCCAAGGGGGCAGCCACCCUGCCCCCGACACCCCUGACACGAUUUCAAGCACAGCAGGGGAGGUGGCAUCCACCAGCCCGGGCAUCGACAUUGCGGAUGAGAUCCCUCUAAUGGAAGAAGAUCCCUAGCCGGGUGACGUCCUGGUGAUUCCACUGUCCCCUUUGGGGAAAAGAGCCUUGAACCUUGGAGUGAGGCCACAGGAGGACAGAGCUUGCGGGAGAAGGGGGCAUUUUCUAAUCUAUCUACAUGGGGACAGUGAGCACACCACACAUCUCCAACAGGACUGCGGGUCUGAGUGCCAGCAGGGGUAAUGCUUUUCAGUGAGACUCACAGGUUUAUCAUGACCUGCAGGGAACAAAGGGCAGAGGGGACUCUCUGUGUCACCCCCAUGACAGUGUGGAGUGUCUCUGGCUACAGAGCGUGAGACAGUGCCACACACAUCCCAACAAAUCACACAUCUCGUUGGCUUGUGUUAACAGCACCCCCGGCCCCUCUGAAAGCAUGUCCCAUUGUGUAAAUCCGCUUCUAAAAUCUGCUUUGAACUGUCUAGGGACUCUAGAUCUGGACAGGUCUGCCUCUGUAGAAAGCCCAUGUUAACUGGCCAGCCCAGGAGCAGAUCCUUCUCUUUGCCCUUAUUAGUAAGGGACAGGCUCCCAAGGAAAGAUUCUCAUGUGACACUCAGACCAUCUUCAACACCUGGACAACUGUCAAAGCAGGAUGUGGCGGUUGGAAUGAGAAAGGAAAGGGAAAAGAAGCCAGCUGACUCUGCUCUCUGGAAAUUUCCUCAUGCAGAGCACCCCCUCCCACCGCCUCCCCCGCCACCCCCCAUGCUUUGUGCUGCCCUCUGGUGACGAGCGAUCGGUGUUUAUAUUUGUGAUCUGGCAGUGGAUCCACGGUGUGGGAUAAACCUGUGACCUUACACAUGGUGAGAACACAUUCAGAUGCCUCUUGUGGUGGGCCAAGGAACUUGGUAAUGUUUGGUAUGGGUAUUUCAGAAGGACUACACUCACAUUCAUCUGCUCACGCCUUCCGAUGUGGGUCAUUGUUAUCACAUUGUCCCUGACCCUAAAACGUAAACAUACUUUUACUUUCCAGAACGGAAAGUUUCUGUAAAACACAUUCUGCAUCCAAAGAGAGUGUAAGUCAGAUCUUCGGCGCCCCUCGCCCCAAUCCCAGCUCUCUCUUUUGUCCUGGCCAAUAGCCCCAAGCCACCCUGCUCUCUUGCUUUCUGGGGGGGGGGGGGCCUUUGGCCCUGCCUGCCCGCCAUCCUGUAUUCCUAUUGUGAGGGUCUCAUGGCGCCCACUGGGUGUUGUGCCUAAGAAACAGAUUGAUUUUUAAAGAUUCCUGGUCCAGAAAUGUCUCUUCAAAUAUAUGUUGGUCCGUGGCGUCGAUUCCAUCCCUCCUCUGGGUUCUAGACAAAUAUAAACAAACUCUCAUCCGUCAAAACACUGUGCAGACAGAGCAGCGAGGGCUGGAAGCUGGAUCGAGUCCUGCUUUCUCUCGACACAGACUGAUUAAAAAUUAAAAAGAAAA